Larimichthys crocea (large yellow croaker) is the source of this 4209-nucleotide messenger RNA. RefSeq names its product dermatan sulfate epimerase (gene dse). The transcript has 6 exons. The record is from RefSeq and is a predicted model, not a curated record. Lineage: Eukaryota; Metazoa; Chordata; Actinopteri; Sciaenidae. Gene Ontology annotation, molecular function: chondroitin-glucuronate 5-epimerase activity. Bases 280 to 3165 code for a protein of 961 amino acids.
UUCAUUCAUUAGGUCUCCUUUAAGCCUCUCUCCCCUGCUGCCCCUCCUCAUUCGCCCGCCAGCAUGACGCUCCCUCCGCGCUCACACAUUCUUUCUCUCCGCUCAGCGUCUCCGUUUCGUCCCUAAAAGCAACUUUUUCACCAGUAUCGAUCAGAUCAGCUUUUUCUCCGAGCCUCAAACAGAAAUGACGCUUGUGAGGACGGGAUCACGGAUCAGUGAGCGCCGCUUCUGACAGCUGAGCUCCUUUGGCUAUGCCACAGUCCCCUCUCGGAUGAGACGAUGAGAACCCACACCCGCGGGGCCCCCACAGUCUUCUUCAUAAGUCUGCUGUGGCCCCUGCUCAGCCCGUUGGUGGUAGUGGUGGCGGCAGCGGUGGAAGUGGACCCCAGUGCAGGUAUCAACUUCAUGGGAGGCAACUACAAUGGUCACCCCAUGCUGUACUUCAAUCGGGGGGAUGUGGAGGAGAUGCAGUACGCGGCGGCAGGGACUCAUCGGGACAUGGCGAGGAGGAUCCGCGAGGCGGGCGAAACCAUGCUGGAGCACCCCGAGGAGUACCUGCCUCCGUGGAGUCCCGCCGAGUUCAGCGCCCGGUGGAACGAGGUGUACGGAAAUAACCUGGGUGUGCUGUCCAUGUUCUGCCUGCUGUACCCACACAGGGCCGGGGCCCUCGACUUAGCCAAGGACUACAUGGAGAGGAUGGCGGCUCAGCCUAGUUGGUUGGUCAAAGACGCUCCCUGGGAUGAAGUUCCGUUGGCGCACUCUUUGGUCGGGUUCGCCACCGCUUACGACUUUCUGUACGAGUACUUGAACAAGGGUCAGCAGGAGCGUUUCCUCCAAGUGAUCGGCAACGCGUCACGCCUGAUGUAUGAGAAGUCCUAUGUCCGGGGGUGGGGGUUCCAGUACCUGCACAACCACCAGCCCACCAACUGUGUGGCUCUGCUCACAGGAAGUCUGGUUUACAUGACCCAAGGUUACCUCCAGGAGGCCUACCUGUGGACCAAGCAGGUCCUGUCCAUCAUGGAGAAGUCCAUGGUCCUUCUGCAGGAUGUGACUGAUGGCUCCCUGUAUGAAGGUGUGGCCUACGGGACUUACACCACCCGCUCUCUGUUCCAGUACAUGUUCCUGGUCCAGCGCCACUUCGCCAUCGGCCACUUCGACCACCCCUGGCUCCUCAAACACUUCGCCUUCCUUUACAGGACUAUCCUGCCUGGAUUUCAGCGGACUGUAGCCAUUGCAGAUUCCAACUACAACUGGUUCUACGGACCAGAGAGCCAGCUGGUCUUCUUGGACCGCUAUGUGUUGCGUAAUGGCAGUGGAAACUGGCUGGCAGACCUGAUUCAUCAAAACAGGGUGAUUGAAGGGCCAGGGCAGGCUGGAAAAGGACAGCGGUGGUGUACUCUCCACACUGAGUUCAUCUGGUAUGACCCAGGCCUGAUUCCCAAGCCUCCAUCAGAUUUCGGAACAUCCCAACUCCACUAUUUUGAGGACUGGGGUGUGGUGACGUACGGCAGUGCUCUACCUGCAGACACAAACCACACCUUUCUGUCCUUCAAGUCUGGGAAACUUGGAGGACGUGCCAUCUUCGACAUCGUUCACAGGAACAAGUACAAAGAGUGGAUCAAAGGGUGGAGGAACUUUAAUGCUGGCCACGAGCACCCUGAUCAGAACACUUUUACUUUUGCACCCAAUGGUGUCCCAUUUAUCACUGAGGCACUGUACGGACCCAAGUACACUUUGUUGAACAAUGCAGUAUUGUUUGGCUCAGCCAUGUCAGGGAGUUGCUUUAAGCCAUGGACUGGACAGGUUACAGAAGCCUGCGAUUCCAAGUGGUUAAAGUACAAGGUAGGGCUUGCAGCUGAUACCCAGGGCAAAGUAGAAGCUGCUAUAGAGAGACAGGGAAUGGUCUUCAUUCGUGGCGAGGGACGUUCCGCUUAUAAUCCAGAGCUGAAGAUCAGGAACUUCCAGAGAAACCUGCUCCUUCUUCACCCACAGCUCCUGCUCCUUGUGGACCACAUCCACCUAGAUCCAGACAGCCCAACCAGGGCAAUGAGUGCCUUCUUUCAUAACACAGAACUUCCAUUCCAGAGUACAAAGAUAGAUGGUGUUCAUGGAGCAUUUGUAUCACAAGGUGAGGAUAAAUAUAAGAUGUUCUGGAUGGAUGACACAGGUUACAGUAACAAAGGAGUUGUAGGUUACUGGAAUUACCCUCGAGGGUACCCAUAUAAUGGUUCUAACUAUGUGAAUGUCACAAUGCCAUUGAGGUAUCCUCACACUAGAGUGGCAUACAUUUUCUUUGGACCAGGUGUGGAUGUACAGAGCUUUAGCCUGCGUGGGGAUGAGCAGAGAGUAGAUAUUUAUCUGGCCACCAGCGACCACACCUACACCAUCUACCUGCUGACGGGAGAGGUCACCAGCAAGCCUCUGUUUGCCAUGGUGCUGCUGGACCACAGGAAGAUUGUAUUUGAGAAGUCAGCGGCUGCGGUGGACAACUCACCUGAGGAAGUAGAGGAAUACGUCAACGUGAUGGAGGAUAACCUCCAGCACGUCAAGCCCGUCUUCCAACAGAUGGAGAGACACAUCCUAGGACGAGUUUUUAACACUGCCAGCUUCCGUAAGACUGCAGAGCGCCUCCUCCAGUUCUCUGACAAAAAGAAGACAGAGGAGGUCAUAGAGAAGAUGUUUGCUAUGUCUAAGAAACAGGGCAAGAGUAAAGGGGGUAAGAAAGUGAACCUUGGAGAGAAGCUUUCUGAGACUCUACCUGACAUUUUUGCACAGAUUGAGGUGAAUGAGAAGAAGGAGAGACAGAGGACUUCAAAGCGUACAUAUGAGGACAGUCCAGAAGAGGGAGAUGCAGACUCGCGGGCCUUUAUGGAUUAUUCAGAUGGCCGCAAAAACAGAAAGGGGGCCUUUGUCAAGGGCCGCAGAUUCAAGGAGGUGUACAUGGUGGCCACAGCUGGCAGUGAGAGUGUCUCCAGCACAGCCUCCUACAUAAGACUCUUUCUCCUCCUGAACACUGCCACCUUCUUUUUGCUGCUGGCUGUGAUACUGACUCGCUUUCAGAGGGGUCGAAGCUUGCAUACGCAGAGAUGUUUCUACACCAUCCUCCUGAUCGACUGCUUCAUCUUACUGUACCUCUACUCCUCCUGCUCUCACACACAGUGUUAACAUCAUGAGCAUGCGAGGAGUCCCAACUACAGAUCGAAUGACCUGUUGUUCAUGGUGAACUAAACGCACCCCACACCUCAGUCUGAGCCAGAUCUUAUGAUGUCAGGGCUGCUUUUAGAGGAAAAUCUGAGAUUUCAAAAAAGUAUUAGCUGUGAUAUUUUGAGAAUGAAGUUGUAAAUUUGCUAGAAAGAAGUAUAAAAGUUAUGAGAUUAAGUCAUAAUCAUAUAAGCUCUGGUGGUAUGUAGUAAUCAGAGUUUUGCUGGUUUAAUUCCCAGUGCCCCAGUCCAGUUUAAGUAUCCUCGGACAAAUUACUAUAUAAUAUGUUUUUUUUCCUUCAAAUUAUAUCAUACUAUAAGAUAAUUAAUUUGAUUUUCAUAAUAUGAACUUUAUUCUUUGAGUAUUAUGACUUUUAUUCUAGUAAUUUUUAAACUUUUUAUUGUGAUAUUCUGACUUUUUCUUGAUACUUAUUAUUCGUAAUAGUGUGACUUGUUUUCUCAUAAUAUUAUGACCUUUAUUCGUGACAUUAUGGCUUUCUUUUUUUCUAGAAAAUUACAACAUUAUUCUCAUAUUAUAAUUUUUGUUCCCAUAACAUAGAAAUUAGGACUUUAUUAUCAUAACAUUAUGACUUUCCCCCGAAAAUAUGAUGACUUUAUUCUUUAAAUCUCAGAUCUUCUUUUAUAACAGUGGCCCUAAUACUCAGAAGAUCUACCUAAUGGGUGUUCAGGAAAAACAACUGAUUCCAAAUAGGAAUUGAUGAAUUGCCAAGAUGAAACCAGACCACCUCUGAUGUAAAAAGCUUCUGUGGAGCUUUAGAAACGAGUCUGUGUGAAGUUUGUCCUUUGUAGUGCGCAGAGGUCCUGCCUUGUGUCAAAGAUCUCAAGGUUAGCCACUAUAAUACAGUCGCCUCAUCUGUGCUUGAGAUUUGUCCUGUCGACGUAGUCCAUAGAAAUACAUUUAAAUGUAUAUAUGUGAAAGCAAGAUAUAUUUUUAUGGUCUCUUUUUUUUACCAUUUGUAAAUAAAAUUACUACAUGCAUAGGUGUGUA